CCUAGCCGCAUGGAUGCUUCUGACAGCUUUGCGUGUCCUUCCACAUACACGACACCCUACCUUUUCAAGUGCUGAAUGCUUGUCUCAUCCUCUCUGGAACUCUUGCAUGCUGGUCUGUGAGUGUAGGAAGUAGACCAGUAGGAAGUUGAACAACCGACACAGGCCUUAAUGGGAACCCCAACUUUCGCGGAGGUCAUUUAUACCCCGAUUCAUCAGCGAGGUGUCUCGCUCAUUGGAGCUUAGAAGCUUCGGAAGUUUUCGCAGCACUCUCCCACGAGGUUCUCAAGAUCAACCAUCCUAAUCAAGCAUCGCCAGACUUCGCCUACUCGCCUUCGGUCGACUCUUCUUCCCCGCUUGAAAAAGCCGCAAUGUCGCGGAUGAUGAUCAAUGGACGAGCGCUGGCGCGUAUCGGGUUGCUGGUCUCCCUAGUCGGGUUGAUCCUGAUCUGGGCAUAUCCACGCCGUCACGAUCUUCAAGAUACGCUGUCCUACUCUACGCGGCCGCUCUGGGACACGACUGGCAAGGCCGAAGCACCAAAUCACAUCAUCCCGCAUCUUCAAGCAGAUGGCGUGGCAGCUGAUGACGCCGCAGCUUGCGCCAGACAUGGCUGGGUGACUAGAGAGCACGACGUCAAGUUGGUGGAUGCCUUCUUGAUCUCUACAGAGGUGGAGCUGCUGGAGGCCAGACUGAGAGAGCUGGAGGAUGUGGUCGACAAAUUCGUCAUUGUGGAGAGCGAUUACACGUUGAUGGGGCAGCCUAAGAACAUGACGUUCCAGCAGAAUUGGCCCAGAUGGUCAAAAUGGAGCUCAAAGAUCGUGUAUCAAGCAUACAAGGGCAGAGCGAUGAAUGCCGGCGAUGGUCCAUUCACUCUGGUAAACGAGAUGAGGUUGGGCGUGUCCAACGUGCUCCGAGGCAUGUCGCUUUCCGCGACUGAUCUGGUCCUCAUGUCAGAUAUCGACGAGAUACCAUCCCGUUCAGCCUUGCAGCUUCUGAAGGCGUGUCAAGCGCAGAAUCCGAUUCAUCUUCAGCUGCGACCUUACACCUACAGCUUCGAGUGGGAAGCGGGAGAGGCUAGCUGGAGAGCUUCCUUGCACGAGUGGGGAGCGUCUGGCAACUUCUACGGUCACGGAAAGAGGUCGGACGUCAUGCUCGCUGAUGCUGGCUGGCACUGCAGCUGGUGCUUUGCUACGCUUGAAGAAUUCGUCCAAAAAAUGAAAGGCGCAUCGCAUGCCGAUCGCUUGUACCACAGACUCAACUGGCAGCAGUACCUCUCUCACGAGCGCAUACAAUCCAAGAUCUGCAAAGGCGAAGAUCUGUUCGACAUGUUACCAGAAACUUAUUCGUGGUCGGAGCUGAUCGAACACUGGCGAGGCUCAACACGAACCCCGAGCGCCGUUGGCCUACCACGGGCAGUCAUCCAAGACGCGGACAAGUUCAAAUUCCUCUUGCCAGGUGGAUGCAAGAGGCAGGCAAGAUAGACGUCGAGGUUUCGUAUUUGUUGAUGAACAAGCUGGACGACACGGAGUCCUCAUCUCCGCAUGAACAUUUUCGCUUGCUAGGCUCUCUUAAUGUACAUUAUGAAAACGCCAAAAUCCUGAAGUGGGAGACCGAGGUAAAGCU
Molecule: messenger RNA, 1620 nt
Organism: Ceraceosorus guamensis
Lineage: Eukaryota; Fungi; Basidiomycota; Exobasidiomycetes; Ceraceosorales; Ceraceosoraceae
Product: glycosyl transferase
Exons: 5
Coding region: 369-1478 (369 amino acids)
Biological process (GO): N-acetylglucosamine metabolic process; protein N-linked glycosylation
Cellular component (GO): membrane
Molecular function (GO): beta-1,4-mannosylglycoprotein 4-beta-N-acetylglucosaminyltransferase activity
Source: RefSeq, a predicted model, not a curated record